Messenger RNA from Dictyostelium discoideum AX4, 1350 nucleotides. Its product is annotated as seven transmembrane domain protein. The transcript is spliced from 6 exons. NCBI's taxonomy places the organism in Eukaryota, Evosea, Eumycetozoa, Dictyosteliales, Dictyosteliaceae. Bases 1 to 1350 code for a protein of 449 amino acids. The record is from RefSeq and is a predicted model, not a curated record. Gene Ontology annotation, cellular component: membrane.
AUGAAAAGUAAUAUAAAUAAAAUAGUUGUACUAUUUUUCCUAUUUCUUGGAAUUAUAAACGCAUAUAAACAUCAUUUAGAAGUUAAUAAUGAUGAUAGAAAAUUAUUUGCAAUUGAAGGUUUUGGUUUUGGUGAUAAAGGUACAUUCUCAAUUAAAGUAACAAAUUGGACUUUAAAUAAUGGAGAUGGUAAAAAAACCAAAGUAGAUGAUAAGGUAGCAUUUUUUUUACGUAUAACAGAUUCAGAUACAGCAAGACAUGUAGAUGAAUAUAGUGUUACAAAAUGUGAUUUUGAAAGUGAGAGUCCAAGUCUCUUAUUUAGAGGUGAUUCAAAUGUUAUUGAUGAUUCAUUCUCACAACAAUUUAAAAUUUCAGCUGAAAACGAUUUACCAGAAGGUUUUUAUACAUUAUAUUAUAAAAAUUGUAAUCCUUCACCUUCAAAAACAACUUUUAAAUUAGUUUUAGAAGAAUAUAAUAUUGAUUCAAAGGGAGGUAUUUCAUGGCUCCCAAUAGGUAAUGCUCCAUUACCAACACUUUAUACAUUUUUUUCAUUAUUAUUAUUUGCAACAGCAUUAGUAUGGGUUUUAUUCUGCCUCAGAGGUGAGGGUAAAAGAGUAAACUUACUUCACCAUCUUUGUACAGCAUAUUUAGUCAUUCAAGCUAUUGAAUUAUUAUUUGAAGCUAUUGAACAACAUUAUAUUAAAUUAACAGGAUCAGCAAAUGGAUGGAAUGUAGCAUAUUAUAUAUUUGCAUUUGCACAAGGUUCAUUUUUCAUUAUUCUUUUAGCUAUGAUUGGAUCAGGAUGGUAUUUUAUUAAACCCUUCCUUUCAGAUAAAGAGAAAAAGAUAUUUAUGAUUGUCAUUCCAUUACAAAUUUUAGAUAAUAUUGCAUUAAUCGUUGUGGAUGAAGAAUCAAGAGGUGCUGCAAAUUGGAUUAGUUGGAGUAAUAUUUUCAUUUUCGUUGAUUUAAUUUGUUGUUUAGCUAUAAUUGUUCCAAUCGUUUGGUCAAUGAAUCAUCUUAAAGAUAGUGUUGAUUCAAAUAAUGAUAAAGUUGUUAAAAAUAUUCAAAAAUUAAGAUUAUUUAGAUCCUUUUAUUUGGUUGUAAUUUGUUAUUUAUAUUUCACUCGUGUUAUUAUUUAUUUAUUAAAAGCAACACUUCCAUACAAAUAUAUUUGGUUAGGUGAAUUCUUUUCAUUAACUGCUUCUUUUGCUUUUUAUUGUAUUACUGGUUAUCAAUUCAGACCAAGUUUAGAUAAUCCAUACUUUUAUUUACCAACUCAAGACGACGAUCACGAUUUAAAUGAAUUAAGAGCACAAUUAGAAGCUGAAGAUGGUGGUGCUCCAAGAGAUUAG